Molecule: messenger RNA, 1377 nt
Organism: Momordica charantia (bitter melon)
Lineage: Eukaryota; Viridiplantae; Streptophyta; Magnoliopsida; Cucurbitales; Cucurbitaceae
Product: SNARE associated Golgi protein family
Cellular component (GO): membrane
Source: RefSeq, a predicted model, not a curated record
AAGGACAACGGAGAAGUAGAAGCAAGAGAUGAGAGGACGUUCUUAUCCAAAUCUUUAAUCAUGGCCGACGCGGCGGAGGGACUGAGAUAGAUCGGAGAGCCACCGCGUCCGAUGGCCUGCCGGAGAUCCGAUUGAUUCUCUGAAAGAAGCUCGCCGGAGAGAAGGGGGAUAAAAUUCCGGCGGAUCUAGGGUUUUCAAUUUCCGAUGGCUUUUUUCUUCAGAAUCGGCUUCCUCAUCCUCCUCGUCGCCGCCGUUGCCACCGCCUGCUUCACUCUCCCUCUCCAAAAGAUUUUGAAGCAUUUCUUAUUAUGGGUUCAUCAUGAUCUUGGCCUCUGGGGUCCAGUUGUCCUGGCUGUUGCAUACAUUCCACUCACAAUCAUGGCUGUUCCAGCCUCAAUCCUGACUCUUGGGGGAGGUUACUUAUUUGGGUUGCCCAUUGCCAUCGUUGCUGAUUCUGUUGGUGCAACUGCUGGUGCUGCUGCUGCAUUUCUUCUUGGAAGAACCAUCGGGAAAUCGUUCGUUAUCUCCAAGUUGAAGGACUAUCCGCAGUUUCGCUCGGUUGCAAUUGCAAUCCACAGAUCUGGAUUUAAGAUUAUUCUGUUACUUCGGCUUGUUCCCUUACUUCCAUUCAAUAUCAUGAAUUAUCUCUUGUCUGUGACUCCUAUUUCACUUGGGGACUACAUUUUGGCUUCCUGGUUGGGAAUGAUGCCAAUUACAGUUGGAUUAGUAUACAUGGGAACAACUCUGAAGGAUCUAUCUGAUGUGACUCACAGCUGGAAUGAAUUUUCAAAGUCUAAUUGGGCAUUUAUCAUGCUCGGUCUUUUGGUAUCUGUGGUUCUAAUAGUUUGCAUCACACGAAUUGCCAAAUCUGCUCUAGAGAAAGCUUUGGCCGAAAACGAGGAUUACAACGAUUACGAUGAUAUCGCUUCGGCUCAGCUACCUGUUGUUGCGGUUGCUCCUUUAGAUCUGAAGCAGCCUCUGAUAAUCAAGAUAGAACCAACUGAAAAUAGCCAUGAAAAAUAAGGUCAUGUUCUUGAUGAACCAUUUUGGUUCCUUCCACAAUUACUGAGAAUAACUUUUGAUCUGUACAUAAACUUAGGGACUUGAUUAUCUCCAUUUGUAGAAGAAGCUUGAUUUCUUUUGGCUUAGCAGUGGAUUGUUAGAGUAGCUUCUGUCUUCAGGAUGAAUGAAUAUCAUCAUAAUUAUUGUAGGCAGUCCCUAAACUUUUGAAUCAUCCUAGGAAAAAAAAUUAGCAAAAUUUUAACAGAGUUCAUCUCUUCAAUGUGUGUUCAAAAGUCCGAGUUGAUAUGAAAGUCACUUGGGAUGCAAACAUGGUCCUACAUCGAUAUUAGAAAUAGGGGGUAAUAUUUUCAUGGA